AUGACAACAACAUUUCAAGAUAAUAUAAGUGUAGCUAAAUUUACGGUUGUUUUAUUUGGUGACCCGAAAUCUGGAAAGACUACUACCAUCAAUACUCUCAGUGGUCAGGCUCAAACAACUACUACUAAUCCUUCAAGCUACACCUUUACAACUCCUCCUUGUACAUUUUAUUCUGAUCAAAAUAUUUCAACUGUAAUACUUCAAUUUUAUAAAAUUGAAGAACAAAAAUACUUUGAAAGAAAAGAUUAUGCAUACUAUAGAGCUUCAAAGUUGGCCAUUGUAGUAAUAGACCUAACUAGUCAAUCAUCAUGGGAUAAUAGAAAUCGUUGGUUGGCAGAGAUUGAAAGAUAUUGUGCCUAUGAGAUUAAAGUUGUGGUCGUUGGAACCAAAGGCGAUCUGACUAUCAACAACAAUAAUCAGAGAAUAGUAUCUCAAGAGAUGAUUGAUAGUUUUGUUGACCCAUUGGAAUUCACUUAUAUUGAACUAAUCAAAGAUGGUGGUGGUGGAUUAGAUCAACGUGAUCAAUUUCAACAAAUAAUGAUUGAUGCUGAAAACAAAAGAUUCAUCAAACAAAUGAUUAAUACUUGUCAAUUAACAAUUAAUUUUAAAAGAAAUCAAAUUAAUAAUAAUAAUAAUAAUAAUUCAACAAAUAAUAAUAAUAAUAAUAAUAAUAAUUUAACAAAAAUAUUUUAUAUGGUAUUUAAUAACAAGGUAUUAUUUAAAAAUAUAAUGGGUCAAGUCAAAGAGAUACAUAAUAUCAUGCGUGUCAAAGCAUACAAAUUAGAUUAUAGUCAACCACAUUUUUGGGUAUCACAUCCAUCUCUUGUCAAUGCACUUUUAUAUCGACAUAAAUAUGCUAAAAAGUAUCUAUUGUCACCAUUGACACUACAAUUUUUAGAACCAUUCCUUUGGAACAAUUCAAAUUUUCAAUUGUUUCAUUCACUCUUUCCCAUUUCCAACAAGUCUAUACUCGAUGGUGAUGAAAGUAAGAAAUUUGUAGAUGCAAGUUGUAUAUCUGGAUCUUUAGAGAUUGUAAAGUACCUCUUUAAAAAAUUGAACCUUCCAUUUACUCUUAAAGGGUUCUUUUCAUCAAUCAUUCUUGGAUAUACAGAUAUUACAAAAUACCUUGUAGGUCAAUCACAAGUUUUAAGGAAAAAUCAUGAUCAGAUCCAGAUUACUCCAUCAACCAAAAUUAUAAUUACUAGAGAUAUUUUAAUAGAAGGAAUUAGAUUGGCAAAAGCAUAUCAUAGUAAUAGAGAUUCAACAAUAUUGGUUUAUCUUGAACAUGAAUUGGAUAAUUUAGAAAAUGGAAAACCAAUUUUAAAAAAAUUUACUUCUUUAUUUAAAAAAUAA
This is a messenger RNA of Cavenderia fasciculata, 1353 nucleotides long. RefSeq lists its product as uncharacterized. The record is from RefSeq and is a predicted model, not a curated record. Bases 1 to 1353 code for a protein of 450 amino acids. Gene Ontology annotation, molecular function: GTPase activity; GTP binding. Lineage: Eukaryota; Evosea; Eumycetozoa; Acytosteliales; Cavenderiaceae. The transcript has 2 exons.